Molecule: messenger RNA, 1224 nt
Organism: Cylindrotheca closterium
Lineage: Eukaryota; Bacillariophyta; Bacillariophyceae; Bacillariales; Bacillariaceae
Source: the annotation of a GenBank genome assembly
AUGGCCACUGCUUCUGAACUAGAGGAGUCGACGCCGCCAAAGACGCAGUCAACGACAAAGAAAAUUGCCGAGGUGCUCAUAUCAAUAGCCCCUCCCUGUUCCAAUAAGGACGAAGCGUUGGCGGCUUACGUUUCGACAACUGGGUACCAAGAUGCCUUCCAUUCAGUGAGCCUCCGCGACACUUCGAAAGGGAUAUAUCAUCUCGUUCCAGUCGAAGCAUUUUUGUAUCCAACAACUCACUUGACAGAAAAAGACGGCUCUGUAAUAUUGCAUUCUGAUACAACUGUUCACGAUCGACUCAAUGAUGAAGAGUAUGCUAUGACAGAUAACGAAAUACGGAAGGUCAUUCUCAGAUUGGCAGGCAGAAUCACACCCGACGACUUUGCAGAUGAAAUGAUAGAAAAGGCGAGAAGAGCGGGAGAUACAGUGAAAUACUUUCGAAAAAGAAGAAUGUCAAUAAACAAAGAUCUGAUUGUUGCAAUGGAAGAAGUCGCAUUGGAAGCGAUUGGCGAGGUUUUGGUACAAAUGCAACUGCAAUUUGACAAAACGAAGGAGUCCGAAGAGGAACUCCCGUAUGAUGAGCAAACCAAAAGAGAAGAACCACAACUACUUCCCGGUCCUACCAAUGCGACUUCGGCGGAACUACUGUCAGCACGGGCAUUGAUCAAGACGCCAGUCGUUUCUCUAUUCGUUCCUCAAUGUAUCUUUCGCGGUGGUGGCCUUGAUAAGGCUCAAGAAAUUCUAUCAAAACUGCUAGAAAAAGAACUAUCAAGUGUUCCACUGGCAUGGGAGAACAUGAACAGUCGCCCUUCGGAAUAUGCUGAUAUCUUGGAAGCUGCCGAAAAAGCGAAACGACCUGUUAAAUUCAUUGCUUGGGGUAGCCAGUGGAUGCCUCGAGUAGAUAGAAAGGACCUAUUGAAGCGAAACAUACAACGAUUCCGACAAACAGGGAGAUACAUACCAGCGGGAGCAAUUGGUGGUUCACUAGAUCGGAUAGAAAGCCUAAGAGAGAAUGCUGAAGAAGUGGCUAAAUUCCUUGCGAAAGGUGACGAAGAUUGGGAAAAGUACAUGGACGCUGCCUUCGCAAGACUUGCAGGAUUUAAGAUGCAAAGCGAUGGAACAGUAGUCAAAGUAGCCGAUUGUCGGACGCUUCUUCCUCCCUUUCACAGGCACAAAAGAUCUCGCCAAUUCAGAGGGAAACGAGAGCAUUCUGGUAGCGACUAA